GCCCUUUGAGAUUGGUGCUGGCAUUGCGCCCAUCUGCAGAGGGUUAUGCAGGCUUAGAGAGCUGGGGCUCGCCUAGGGUGAAGGACCCCCCACCCACUGUGGCUCCAGCCCCAAGCUUAUUCUCUGUGCUGGCAUGUUCCAUAUCAACCUGAAUUCUCCUAACAAAGGUCUGUUGUCCGACUCCAUGACGGAUGUCCCUGUUGACAUGGCAGUGGCUGCCCAGACUCCUGCUGUCGAGGGUCUGACGGAAGCUGAGGAGGAGGAGUUGAGGGCCGAGCUCAUGAAGGUAGAAGAGGAAAUUGUCACCCUGCGCCAGGUCCUGGCGGCCAAGGAGAGGCGCUGCGGAGAGCUGAGGAGGAAGCUGGGCCCCUCUGCUUCGGAGGGCCUGAGGCAGAGCCUGUCCAGGAGCUGGCGCGACGUGCAGGUCUCGAGCGCCUAUGUGAAAACUUCUGAGAAACUUGGAGAGUGGAAUGAGAGAAUGACCCAGUCGGACCUCUACAAGAGGACUCAGGAGACUCUCUCUCAGGCGGGACAGAAGACUUCAGCUGCUCGGGGACAUGAGGUCUCUUAG
Molecule: messenger RNA, 571 nt
Organism: Myotis davidii
Lineage: Eukaryota; Metazoa; Chordata; Mammalia; Chiroptera; Vespertilionidae
Gene: TPD52L2
Product: tumor protein D52-like 2
Exons: 6
Coding region: 134-571 (145 amino acids)
Cellular component (GO): cytoplasm
Source: RefSeq, a predicted model, not a curated record